Molecule: messenger RNA, 650 nt
Organism: Zonotrichia albicollis (white-throated sparrow)
Lineage: Eukaryota; Metazoa; Chordata; Aves; Passeriformes; Passerellidae
Source: RefSeq, a predicted model, not a curated record
AUGCUUUGGGGCAGACGCUGUUACAUUUCCCUGGCAGUUGCUGUGUCCCCGGGAGGGUUUGCUGGCCCAGGGCACGGCUGUAACUCGGCUGUAACUCUGUUUUUUUCCCUCCCUAGCUUUGCUGGCCCCAGGCUCGGCUGUAACUCUGUUUUUUCCCCUCCCUGCGCAGGGGAAUCGGCGGAGCUGCGGGAGUUGCUGCGGAACCCGCACCUGCGGCAGCUGCUGCUGGCCCUGGAGCAGGCUCGGGACAAGAGCUCCCUCCUGAGGCGGCUGAUGCAGGAGCCGCUGUUCCUGGAGUUCGCCGACUGCUGCCUGGGCAUCGUGGAGCCUCCCGAGGAGAAGGAGAACGUGCUCCCCGUCCUCCCCGAGUGAGCUGUGCUGCUGGGGCACUGCGGGUUGUGUCAUUCGUCGCGGGGAUUCGUGUUUGGUGAGGUUUGGGUGUGCUCUGCCAUGUGUCUUGGCUGCUGUGCCCGUGGGUGUCACUGCUCUGAGCUGAGGCUGGAGCUGACAAACAGGGGCAGAGCUGUGCUGGGACUUCGUUUUUUACAUCCUGGGGCUUGACCUUGGUACUCUGUGGAAUUCUUGGGCAGCCACAGGAAAUGUUGCUUCACAGUGACAAUAUUAAAUAUAUCUGCAUUGAUUUUAAUCCA